GCCCAGUCUGGUUCAGGAGGGAGGCUGUUGUUGUUGUUAGACCCUGGGAAAAACAAUAUAACGCGAGGAAAAAGAAAUGGCCAAAGGAAAAGCAAAGACCAACAACAGCAGUGUCAGCGUAGCUCCACCCCAGCCUCGGUCACUCAGGUCAAGGAAGAGGGAAUGUCCAAGUGAUGAAGUCCCAGAGACCGAUGGUAUCCAGGCUACUCAUCAUCAUCAUCAUCAGGAAACUGAAGGAAAUCAAACAACAGCAGAUGCCACAGUGUUACAAUGCCAACACUCCCCUCUGCAGGAAUCUACUGUUAAAGCAUUUGAAGAGCAAGAAGAGACUUCAGUCACUAAUCCCAGCAAUGAUUCUCAGCUGAAUGGCUUUAAAAUACAUGCUGAUAAUGAUGCCAACAGGAGUGGAAAGGUUACGGAGGAAAUGACAGCAGAGGUAUAUAACACAUCACCAUCCCAAAUAUGCACGGAUCAACUCCAGGUCUUCUUGCAAAUCGCUGAAGAAGGUGAUGGUGCCGCUGUGGAGGAUCAACUGGGUGCAGAAGAGAACCCUGAAUGUGAUGUUGAGAAAAAACAAGAGGUUAGUCAAGAAGAACCCAGCGAUGUGUACAUGACUGAUGUCAAGGAAACCUCACAGGAGGCAGCAGCGGGGUUACCGGCCAAAAAGAAGCGAAGGAUGGGUAUGUGUGGUCUGACGGAGAGGGAACGGAGUCACUUUUUACAGACACAGAAACGUGAAAACGGGCAGAACGGACCGAAGAGAGUUGGGAAGCAGAUUUGUGAUAACAUGACUGACCAUCAGGCUCAGGAAGAGAUGAUAUCGUCUUUAUCAUCCUCACUAUCCGUCCCAGCAGGCAGCGUCACAGAGCAGGAAAAGGCAGAGAUGAAACUUCAGUCCAGUCACUGUGGAGGGAAAGACAGGGCAGAAACUGAAGUCCACUUUGCUGCUACUACUUCAGAUGGAACCAGUGUUGUGUCUGAUCCAGGUUUUGAAGUUGAGGGAGGCAUAGAGCUGAGUCCAGAGCAAACUGGUGACACAAAGCCGUACCCUCCGGAAGAGGAGGAGCUUUUGGGGAAUCAGGAUCAGCAUGAACGUGACAGUGGCACAUCUGAGAUUGUAGCUGAAAAACUUCAGGAGCAAAUGAAAGACGGUGAAGAUGGGUCAGCAGCAAUCAACCCAUGUAAUGCCAUCCCUUUUUCCUCUGAUACAACUCAGAGUGAGGAGACCGAGAACAGGGAUGCAAUGGAGGCGGCCCCUCUGCAGGUGAAUAGUGCGACCAGGACCAGAGAGGAAGAGCUGACUGGUGAUGCUGGGGACGAUGACGUAGCUGAAGCAGGUGCUUCAUCCACUAACACCCAGUCGGGAGGAUUCAAUGCCGCGCAGCUCUGUGAGGCUGCAGUGACACCCAGUGGAUCAGAGAUGAAAGACAACUGUGAUUCUGAAGGUGAACCUGGUGCUGGUCCUUCUGCUGUGAAUGCUGAGCCCCCUCAGACCAGGGACACUACUGACCCGUUUGGAUCUGGGUACUUGGAUUACGUGUCAGACUCGCAGCUGAACACCAUCAUUAUGACUGAGGAGGAGGUGAUGGGGAGGGAGGAACACCUUGGUUCCCCAUAUCAUGAAGAUGCUACAGACCUAAUCUGUGGACUCAUCAGAGAACUUUCCUCUCUAAAUCGUAAGGUCAUGGCCACUCACAGAGAGCUGGAGAACCUGCGCCGCAGCAGUAAAAGUUCAAGGGGCUGCAAACGUUGA
Anoplopoma fimbria (sablefish) is the source of this 1753-nucleotide messenger RNA. RefSeq lists its product as uncharacterized. Gene Ontology annotation, biological process: double-strand break repair involved in meiotic recombination. Lineage: Eukaryota; Metazoa; Chordata; Actinopteri; Perciformes; Anoplopomatidae. The record is from RefSeq and is a predicted model, not a curated record. The coding region runs from base 77 to 1753 and encodes 558 amino acids. The transcript has 8 exons.